Camarhynchus parvulus is the source of this 2325-nucleotide messenger RNA. It is a transcript of the gene POC1B, whose product is annotated as POC1 centriolar protein B. NCBI's taxonomy places the organism in Eukaryota, Metazoa, Chordata, Aves, Passeriformes, Thraupidae. Gene Ontology annotation, molecular function: protein binding. Gene Ontology annotation, cellular component: ciliary basal body; centriole. The record is from RefSeq and is a predicted model, not a curated record. Gene Ontology annotation, biological process: cilium assembly.
AUGGGGCUGCGCGCUCUUGGCGCGGCGCAUGAAUCCGAGGCUCGGCAGGCCGCGCCCGGAGCGCGGGGCUCUCACGGGCCGCCCCCCGCUCCGCCCAUGGCCUCCCCGCUGGAGGACCCCAUCCUGAUCCGGCCUCUCCGCGGCCACACGGCGGCGGUGACGGGCGUCGCCUUCGACGCGAACGCGGCGGAGCUGGUUACCUGCUCUGUGGACAGGCUGCUCAUAUUGUGGAAGCUGAGGACGCCGUGCAGUGCCUACAGAUUUUCAGGGCAUGCAGAAGCGGUGACAAGUGUAGAGUUCUCACCAGAUGGGCGGGUGCUGGCUUCAGCUUCUCAGGAUCACACUGUCAGGCUAUGGAUUCCUUGCAUUCAUGGAGAGUCAUCAGUACUGAAAGGUCAUACAGCAUCUGUUCGGAGUGUGAGCUUCUCCCACGAUGGCUACUCUGUAGUUUCAGCGUCCAAUGAUAAAUUAAUAAAAAUAUGGAGUGUUUGCUAUCAGCGCCUUUUGUUUACCCUAUUCCAACACACUGGUUGGGUUUGCUGUGCCAAAUUUUCGCCUGAUGGAAGAAUAAUAGCAUCUUGUGGUGAGGACAAAUCUAUUAAAAUCUGGGAUACAAGAAAUAAAAUUUGCAUUAAUACCUUCUCAGAUUAUGAAGGAUUUCCAACUUCUGUGGAUUUCAACCCAAGUGGAACAUGUAUAGCUUCUGCAGGUUCCAACAACACAGUGAAACUAUGGGAUAUUCGAACGAACAAGCUACUGCAGCAUUUCAAAGUUCACAGAGCAGGGGUUAAUUGUAUAUCAUUCCAUCCUUCUGGUAACUACCUCAUCACUGCUUCUUCUGACGGUACCCUUAAGAUUCUGGACCUCUUAGGAGAAAGACUUAUUUACACUCUUCAUGGACACAAGGGACCUGUACUUUGUGUGGCUUUUUCAAAAGGUGGUGAAAAUUUUGCCUCAGGUGGAGUGGAUGCUCAGGUGUUACUAUGGAAAACCAACUUUGAUACUUUGGAUUAUGAAGAAGUUCUCGAACACAAUUUUAGAAGAACACAUAUUGAUGAUCCUCCUCAUCUUCUUGAUAUUUACCCAAGGUCAUGUCAUUUCCAUGAUGAAAAACUUACAUCAGUUGAGGUCGACCCUACCUUUGAUGUGCCUGAUAUGCAAACACCUGACCCAGUUAUCAUCGAUAUUCGAACAUCUUCAUAUAUCAGUACUCCAGGUGUUGGCAAAAGUGAAGAACUGCUGAGUCCCUCUGCUUCUCCCUCAGCAAGAAGUUCAAAAAGGAAGGCAGAGAGUGAGAGUGGGUCAGCUGUGCUUAAUGUGGAACAGCAGAGAGGCAUCUCCUCCUCCGUGGACUGUGCUUUGGACCACAUUGUGGGCCAGCUGGAGAUGUUAACUCUAACCAUUUCAGUCCUGGAAGAACGUCUCACUUGUACAGAAGAUAAAUUGAAAGAAUGCAUAAAAGAUCAGCAAAAAAUGUUACUUAAGGGAAAACAGAACUAAUAAAAUACGAAAAUGAACUAUGUUGAUGAGUAUGUAUGAGUAUGUGAUGAGUAAAAUCACAAGGAAUGUUUUUUCACUGGAUUUUGCUGUAAGCAGAAACAUCAAAUCAAAGUAAUAAAAUGGAAGAAAUUAAAAAAGUUUCAAACAUUGGUAGCAAGCAGCUAUUCUGGUUAUCUAUUCAAUGAAGUGCAACCCAAUCAAAACUAGAACUUUCUAAAUCAUUUCCAUUGAACAUUCCAGAACUCUUAUUUGAUUUUUAAACUCAGUGAACAAUUGUGAAAAUAAUGUUCUUUGUGCUAAGACAAGGUUACUUAAACACCUAAAUUAAGUAAGAUAUGUUGGCAAACAUAAUACAAAAAUGCCAGAGGUGUUCUUUGUCCCUUACAUAUUCUCAAGUGUUUUACCAAAAAGUAGUGUGCUAUUCCAUGUUUUCUAAACAUUUUAGUAAUGAUUGCAAGAAGAUGUAGUGUGAAAGCUCUUAGUUACAAAUGCAGAAAUUAAGUCACUUUAACUUUGAAGCUAUAAUUGCAUCUUUGUGAAUCCAGCUGCAAAACAUGAGUUUUGAUGCACUUGAACACUUCUGCUUAUCGUAUCCCCAUCAAAAUUCACUUUUCAUAUUUAUAAAAAUAAAAAUGAGCGUUAUACUUCUGAAGAAUAUAUUUGAACCAAACACAAAAAUAUGCAAAAUCUAGGUCAUAAAUACAAAAGAUUCUUAUCCUAUAAGAAUGUCCACGUGUGCUCAAGCUUUGCGUGCUGUGAAUGUACCUGAUCAAGUAAUGCAUUGUGAAUGCAGACAUAAGUCAGGAAAAACUUUGCAGUGUAUGA